UUCAGUAAAGACUUUUAUUUUGGAAUGUGCUUGAAACUCGACUUACAGGAGGGAUGCCACUCCAAGAGCCCGUCGUUUUUAAAUCUUUUUACAUUUUACAGACUCCUCGGUGUUUCCGUCAGUAUACCCUUGAUUUUCAAACGACAGUAGAAUAUUUUGUACACUAACCGCUUCGUUUGUGUACCGUUAAAGAUCUGGUGAGGAUGUAUGUGAGUGAGGGCUGUGGAGCAGUGUAUGUCAGGGAGAAAGGAGAACUGCGGUGUGUCACUGCAGACAGAAAUCAUUCUCCGCAGCACAGACUCUUCACCAGAGACUUCUCCUUUCAACUCUGCAUCGACACUUUACCAGCUGCGAGCCGCUCAAAGAGAAGAGACCACUUCAUAUUUACAUACAACAAAGAGGGCAGUCUGCGUUACACGGUGAAGUCUUUAUUUGACAUAUCUUUACAGUUCAUCGCUGAUCAUAUCGAGCAUGUGGACUCACUGGUCGGUUUUCCUGAGCAAAUGGCUGAUAAGUUGUUCUCGGCCGCUGAAGAGAGACACAAAUUCACCGAGCCACACACUGCACCCAGAGCACUGCAGGUCUUCUGUGAGGCCUACGGAGAGCUAGUGCUGAGAUCCCUGUGUUUGAGAAACAGGAAUCUUUUGAUAUCCGAGAGGUUGGACGAGAUCAGACAGUUUCAGAAUCUGGAGAGCCUGGACCUCUAUGGAUGUAGAUUGGGUGACAACCACCAGGUUUUCAAAUACAUAACCUCUGAAACCCUGGCUAGUCUUGUGAAGCUUUUCCUAGGUGCAAACUGCCUUUCUGAUGCAGGACUGCAGAGACUGACCGCGCCGGUGAGGGUGAUGAAGAAAGGUCUAGAAAAUCUGCAACUUUUGGAACUCUCUGAGAAUCCCAUUACUGAGAAAGGUCUUGGAUAUAUAACAUGCUUUAAAAUGCUUCAGAAACUGGACAUAUCUGGGACAAAUGUGACGGUGAACGUGUCUUUGAAAGGGUUCUUCAGAAAGAAUAUGAGAAUGGUCUUAUCAGAAACCCCUUUGAAGGAGUUUGGACACUCUGAUUGUAAGACUGAAGGCUGGGCUGAACAGGUAAUAAACCAGUGGGAAAUUACAGCUUCUGAAGUACCAAAGAAAGACCCCAAACCGAGAACAAAUGCUCUGCGUUUCUAUGGAAGAGAAAAGUUUGUCCGAGAGACACUAAACUCCUGCUCUGGGACGAGUGACAACACAAAGAAAGACAAAGUUGUGCCGAUUCACUUUUCUAAGGUUGAUCUCUGUGGCACGAGCUCAACAGCAGAGCACAACUCACUUUCGUCAACAGUGGCAGCUGUUCAGAAGGGCAAGAAGAGGAGACUAUCAACAGAGGAAGACCAAAGUUCAGCUCCUCUGUCAAAGCGCCAGUCUCUGUCUGCGGAGGACUUAGAUCUUUUAAACAGUUAUUGAGUGGACACAGACAUGUGACAUUCCUCUGUGAGGAACAUGACUCUGAAAUGCUUUUAGUUUGGAUUCUUUACAAUUAAAAACGGCUUAUUUUUUUAUUUUUGUACUCUCGUGUUUUUUCAUAUUACAAAUAGACUGGCUGCAAAACAUGAGCAUGUUUACACAAAAUCAUUAAGGCUGAAACAGAUUUUAAAACAUAGCAAAACAGUUACAGAAAUGUCACUAAAUGACUGAGGAUCACACACUACCAGACUUACAGUAUGUACAUUUCUGUGGAAGAAGUCAGGUCAAAUCUGAACACUAGUUCUGACUUUAUAGGCAACUAGCAUGAAUGACUUCAAACUUAUGAAUGAUGUCCUAUGUAACAACGUUCAUAAUAACAUUAAACAGUAUUUGGCUUUGAUACAGUCACUGAUAAUGUUUCUGUCCAGAAUGGAACGGAAAGGAACUCUCAGAGAAGUGCAUCUUACCUUUCUUUUCUGUUUCAGUCCUCUCUAAUGUUGGUAUACCAAACUGUCGCUGCUUGGAAAAAAUGACUCUCAAACAACACAGAAAAAUAGAUAAUAUUCCUUAUUCAAUUAUUCAUUAAAGACUUAUAAAACCUAA
Messenger RNA from Carassius auratus (goldfish), 2045 nucleotides. RefSeq names its product leucine rich repeat containing 42 (gene lrrc42). NCBI's taxonomy places the organism in Eukaryota, Metazoa, Chordata, Actinopteri, Cypriniformes, Cyprinidae. The record is from RefSeq and is a predicted model, not a curated record. The transcript has 7 exons. The coding region runs from base 204 to 1442 and encodes 412 amino acids.